GGGCUCACCGUAUUGUUGAGUCUACUCAAGUGUACCACCGUCGUCUUUACUAUCUUCCUUUGUUUUUCGAAACUGAUGCCAGAGAGCAAAUAUAUAAGACAUGCUACCUCAACUGCUUCUUGUCGUCGCCGGGUUAUAUCUGAUUCAUAUAUGGCUGAACCGAAAGUCAUCCCGACUGCCUCUUCCACCAGGUCCCCGGCCCAAACCGAUUAUCGGGAACCUGGAUGAAAUGCCCUGGCAGGGUAUACCACAAUGGCACCACUGGCUAAAGCACAAGAAGCUCUACGGCCCCAUCAGCUCCAUCACUGUUUUUGGCCAGCCGAUCAUUAUAUUGAAUGAUGCUCGAUGUGCUAUCGAAAUACUGAAGAAGAGAUCUGCAACGUACUCUGCUCGUCCAGAGCAACCAUUUAUGGAAAUGACAGGGUGGGAUAAGACCAUGGCCACGCCGGCCAACACGGCUCACUAUAAUAAAAUGCGCAAGGCGCUGCAUCAAGAGAUCGGGACUAAAAGGGCCUUCUCUCGUUUUACGGUCAUGAUGGAUAUCGAGAUCCGUCGUCUGCUGCUUAGGAUUCUUGAAAACCCGGCUGAUUUUCGGAAACAUCUCAAAAGGGAGUCUUGUGCGGUCAUCUUGAAGAUGACAUACGGCUAUAAUGUAGAGCCGCGGGGGAACGACCCUCUGGUGGAACUUGCAGAGAAAGCGGUUGACCAGAUUUGCCAGGCGAUGCUUCCAGGGACCUGGCUGGUUGACUAUCUCCCGAUUUUGAAGUACGUGCCUGCCUGGUUUCCAGGUGCCAAGUUCGUUCGCACCGCCAGGGAGUUCCGGAAAUACGCGGCAUUCUUUCUAAACGUGCCAUAUAUAUUUGUGAAAAACAGAGUGGCUCAAGGAAGCUAUAUCCCCUGUUACUUGUCAAACCGGUUGCAGACUUGCCAGGGAAAUCCCACCGAGGAAGAGGAGACUGUUUUGAGAUGGUCUGGUUUGGAAUUCUAUCUGGGAGGAUCAGAUACAACUGUAUCAACCAUGUUGAGCUUCAUACUUGCAAUGAGCCGACAUCCAGAAGUACAAAGAAAGGCCCAGGCCGAGAUUGACCAGGUCAUUGGAACAUCUCGUCUCCCUGGAUAUGACGACCGCGAUAGCCUCCCAUACACCAACGCCGUUGUGAAGGAGGCAUUACGCUGGCACCCUGCCCUUCCCACAGCAUCACCACAUAUGUCCAUCAAGGAUGAUACGUACGAAGGAUAUUACCUUCCUAAAGGAUCCGUGUUUAUACCUAAUAUCUGGGCAUAUGCGCAUGACCCAGACGUAUACAAUAAUCCCAUGGAAUUCAAGCCCGAGCGUUUCCUACCCUCCGAAGGCCAACCCCCAGAGGCAGAUCCAUAUUCGAUUGUCUUUGGUUUCGGACGCCGUGCCUGUCCAGGGCAGGUGAUGGGGGAUUUGAAGGUGUAUCUUACCAUUGCCCGUAUUCUGGCCUGUUUCAACAUCACGAAAAAGGACGAUGGGCAAGAAGAGGUAGCUCUUGAAGAGGCUUUCAUACCUGCUAUUCUCAGCCAUCCGAAACCAUUUGAAGUGAGCAUCACGCCUCGUUCUCCGGAGUACGAGAAGCUCAUUCGUGCAGUCGAGGUGGAUGCCCCGUGGGACAGGAGCCAUGCGGAUGAAAUCAGGAAAAUCAUCAGUCAACUAUAGGACUCCAAAACUACAGAUUCAUGAGGCUGGAGGAUACAGGGCUUGGAAAGCUGAUUUCAAUUGUUCUAGCAUCUUGGUCUCGUUUCUAUCAUAAUACUUUAAGCUGAACGGUUUUAACAACACUGUACCUUCCUGGGCAGGGGACAGAAGUCAACUUGACAGCAACACGUUAAGCAGGAGUGUGGAGGUGCAUAAUAUCACCAAUAAAAAUACAAUCAGUCAUCCAACGUCACCGCAAACAGUUUACUAAAGGUUACCUGAGAGGCAUUAUAGUUAUUCAGGAGGAAGACAACACUCCGAAACUGACC
Molecule: messenger RNA, 1989 nt
Organism: Aspergillus versicolor CBS 583.65
Lineage: Eukaryota; Fungi; Ascomycota; Eurotiomycetes; Eurotiales; Aspergillaceae
Product: cytochrome P450
Exons: 7
Coding region: 101-1681 (526 amino acids)
Molecular function (GO): heme binding; iron ion binding; monooxygenase activity
Source: RefSeq, a predicted model, not a curated record